Lontra canadensis (Northern American river otter) is the source of this 2054-nucleotide messenger RNA. RefSeq names its product kelch like family member 28 (gene KLHL28). Lineage: Eukaryota; Metazoa; Chordata; Mammalia; Carnivora; Mustelidae. Gene Ontology annotation, molecular function: protein binding. The coding region runs from base 136 to 1851 and encodes 571 amino acids. The record is from RefSeq and is a predicted model, not a curated record. The transcript is spliced from 5 exons.
CGUUUCCGCUCGGAGCGGAACAUCCCCGCCCCACCCGAAAAGAUUGAGGUUUGAAGACAAGUGAGGAUCCUGCCCCGAUUCCAGUGGUCCACGACUCCUCCUCCUGUCGUUGCUGGCGUGAUUCCUGGGACUCAGAUGGACCACACAUCCCCGACCUACAUGCUUGCUAACUUAACCCAUUUGCAUUCUGAACAACUUCUGCAGGGCUUGAAUCUUCUUCGUCAACAUCACGAGCUCUGUGACAUCAUUCUUCGUGUUGGUGAUGUUAAAAUCCAUGCUCACAAAGUGGUACUUGCCAGCAUCAGUCCAUAUUUCAAAGCUAUGUUCACUGGAAACCUUUCUGAAAAAGAGAACAGUGAGGUUGAGUUUCAGUGCAUUGAUGAAACUGCUCUCCAGGCCAUUGUGGAGUAUGCCUAUACAGGAACUGUUUUUAUUUCACAGGACACAGUUGAAUCUCUCCUUCCAGCAGCAAACCUACUCCAGAUAAAACUUGUCCUGAAGGAAUGUUGUGCAUUUCUUGAAAGCCAGCUUGAUCCUGGUAAUUGUAUCGGAAUUUCUCGUUUUGCAGAGACAUACGGUUGUCAUGACCUUUAUUUGGCAGCUACUAAAUACAUAUGCCAGAAUUUUGAAGCUGUUUGCCAGACUGAAGAGUUUUUUGAACUUACACAUGCUGAUUUGGAUGAAAUUGUUUCCAAUGACUGUUUGAAUGUAGCUACCGAAGAGACUGUUUUUUAUGCACUUGAGUCUUGGAUCAAGUACGAUGUACAAGAACGUCAGAAAUACUUAGCACAGCUACUUAAUAGUGUGAGAUUACCAUUGCUGAGUGUUAAGUUUCUCACUAGACUUUAUGAAGCAAAUCAUCUUAUUCGUGAUGAUCGCACUUGUAAACAUCUUUUGAAUGAAGCCCUAAAGUACCACUUUAUGCCUGAACAUAGACUCUCUCAUCAGACUGUCCUGAUGACACGACCUCGCUGUGCUCCCAAAGUACUUUGUGCCGUAGGAGGAAAAUCUGGACUAUUUGCCUGUUUGGAUAGUGUGGAGAUGUACUUUCCUCAGAAUGACUCUUGGAUUGGUUUGGCACCCCUAAACAUUCCUCGCUAUGAAUUUGGAAUAUGUGUUUUAGACCAAAAAGUGUAUGUUAUAGGUGGUAUUGAAACUAACGUGCGUCCUGGCAUCACUAUCAGAAAACAUGAAAAUUCAGUAGAAUGCUGGAAUCCUGAUACAAAUACCUGGACUUCUCUUGAGAGAAUGAAUGAAAGCCGAAGUACCCUUGGAGUAGUAGUACUUGCAGGAGAACUUUAUGCUUUAGGUGGUUAUGAUGGACAAUCUUAUUUACAAUCUGUAGAGAAGUAUAUUCCUAAAAUAAGAAAAUGGCAACCUGUGGCACCAAUGACUACAACAAGAAGCUGUUUUGCUGCAGCCAUGUUGGAUGGAAUGAUAUAUGCCAUUGGUGGGUAUGGUCCUGCCCACAUGAACAGUGUGGAGCGUUAUGACCCAAGUAAGGACUCCUGGGAGAUGGUUGCAUCUAUGGCAGAUAAAAGGAUUCACUUUGGUGUGGGUGUCAUGCUAGGCUUUAUUUUUGUGGUGGGUGGACAUAAUGGUGUCUCACAUUUGUCAAGCAUUGAAAGAUAUGACCCUCAUCAGAAUCAGUGGACUGUUUGUAGACCAAUGAAAGAACCCAGAACAGGGGUUGGUGCUGCAGUAGUUGAUAACUACCUUUAUGUAGUUGGUGGUCACUCAGGGUCUUCCUAUCUGAAUACCGUGCAGAAAUAUGACCCUAUCUCAGAUACGUGGCUGGAUUCAGCUGGCAUGAUAUACUGUCGCUGCAACUUCGGAUUAACUGCACUUUGACAAGUGUGGACUGGUGGGAAUCGUGUGGUGAUGAACCUUGUGCCGCAUGAAAGGAUGCCCCAUUUUCUGAAAUCCAAAGCUACAUUGCUUUCUUUUUAACUUGAAAUGGCAUGAAGACUCAAAGUUCUGUUGGGUACUUUGAAUUGACAAGUAGCUUUGGUUGCUCUUGAUUAUACAGUGAAUCAAUAAUCAAAAAAAAAAAA